UUACACGUGUUUUUGUUUACCGCUGGCAGCGCAGUUGCGAGCUUCUUCGGCGGUUCGUGAUUUUCACGCGGAUUUGCUAGGAUUUUCUUUAUAUUGCAUUCGUUGGUGAUUCGCAAAGAAAAGUGUUUGUUUAGGUGAAAUUUACCUUCAAAAUGGGUACGGAAGAUCCGAACGUUCUUCCUGGAUUUUCCAUUGAAAAUGUCGAUUUGGAUUUCGACGACGACGACGAUGUGCAUUCGAAGAAGGGUAAGAAGAAAAAGGGAGGUGGAUUUCAGGCCAUGGGACUGAGCAUGCCGAUCCUGAAGGCAAUCCUGAAAAUGGGAUACAAAGUGCCAACUCCAAUCCAGCGCAAAACUAUUCCGCUGAUCAUGGAGGGCCGCGAUGUGGUUGCCAUGGCCAAGACAGGCUCGGGCAAAACCGGAUGCUUUUUGAUUCCGCUGUUCGAGAAACUAAAGCAACGAGAAAUCAAAGCCGGCGCCAGAGCGCUGAUAUUGACUCCCACGAGAGAGCUGGCUAUUCAAACGUACAAAUUCAUCAAGCAGCUGGGGAAGUUUACGGAUUUGAAAACGAUUCUAGUGCUUGGCGGCGAUUCGAUGGAUUCGCAGUUUGCGGCCAUUCACACGCUGCCGGAUGUGAUUGUUGCCACGCCAGGCCGAUUCCUGCACUUGUGUGUGGAGAUGGAUCUGAAACUGUCAGCGGUGCAGUACUGCGUGUUUGACGAAGCGGACCGUCUGUUUGAGAUGGGUUUCGGUGAACAGCUGACGGAGACCUUGCGAAGGUUACCCGAGGCUAAGCAAAUGGUUCUGUUCAGUGCGACGCUGCCGAAGCAGAUGGUCGACUUUGCGAAGGCUGGCCUGAGCGAUCCUACGCUGAUCCGAUUGGACGUGGAGUCGAAAAUUCCGGAAGCGCUAGAUUUGAAAUUUGUUUACUGCAGGCCGGACGAACGAUAUGCCACUCUGUUGCUUUUGCUUCGCGAGGUGAUUCCGAAGAGCGCCCAAACCGUGUUGUUUGCCGGAACGCAGCAUCACGUUGAAUUGAUUUCUCUGAUUCUGACACGAGCUGGAAUUCCAAAUACGUACGUUUUCUCAAGUCUGGACGCAUCAGCUCGUAAGAUCAAUACCGCAAAGUUUAUUAUGAAGAAAGUAAAUGUUUUAGUCGUCACGGAUAUUGCUGCUCGCGGUUUGGACAUCCCCACGCUGGACUACGUGGUCAAUGUGCAUUUUCCGGGAAAGCCUAAGCUAUUCGUCCAUCGAGUGGGCCGUUGCGCUCGUGCCGGAAGAAGUGGAACGGCUUACAAUAUUUUCUCCAACGACGAUAUCGCCCACAUGAUAGAUCUGCACAUGUUUCUUACUCGGCCGUUGGUGUUGAACGAUUCUCGCUGUAUUGGGAUUGUUCCUGCGGAUAUGGUCGAAGCGGAACACCAACUUGUGCUGGAGUACGUCAAGCAUAUCGAUCUGGCAACGGCGUUCCGGAUCAGUAACAAUGCCUACAAACAGUACAUUGUGACCCGGCCGGCCGCGUCGGCCAGUGCCAAUAAGAAGGCCAAGCAGUUUAAAAUUGGUGAACUGCAAGUGAUGGAAGAUUUUGGAAAAGCAAUGGAGAAGUUGAAUGAAGAUAAGAAGGUCAGCAAAAAGAAGAAAAAUAAGAAACAUAAGGGAGGUGAGAGCGUUCAGAAUGUUCAAGCAGCUGUCGACCCUGAUGAGUUCCGAAGUAGUUUCCUGAAUCAAAUGAAAAACUACCGUCCGCAAUCUACUAUAUUUGAGUUAAAUCCGAAGAAUAACGCGAAGGAGCAGGUAGUGAUGGCUGAGAAGCGUAGCAAAGAUACCAUAAAAAUCGAAAAACACAAACAGAAACAGCAGGAAAUUGAGCGUGAAGAACAGAAGAAAGCCACUGCCGCUGACGUGCAGGACGUUGACAAUGGAUAUCCAAAAAAGAAAAAGCUGAAAUUUAUGAAAGACGAUGAAAAUUUCAUCGCAUAUCAGGCGAAGGAUCAUGUGGAGGAGGAUGGUUACGCAAUCAAUGGCUUUGCCAAGGAGGCCAACUCCGCCGAACUGUCUGUCAUCGGCGACACGGCCGAAGAUCAACGAUCCCACCAACGGCUGCAAAAGUGGGAUCGCAAGAAAAAGAAGAUGGUAAAUGUGGUCAAUCCCAAAGCCGGUAAAAUUCGCACGGAACAUGGCGUCUGGAUUUCGGCAUCGUACAAAACCGGUCGGUACGACAAGUGGAAGGAACGCACCAAGGUCGACGAGCAGAUUGCUAGCCAACGGCAGGACAGUGAUGUCAGCGAUGCAGAGGAAGCGGUUUCCGUGCAGAAGACCGACUAUCCGCAUACCCAUUGGGGACGACAUAACGCCAAGGUGGACCAGAAGAAGAUGCGCGAUUUGGGUCUGAAGUCGGCCGACCAGAUUGUGAAACAACGGAUGCAGAAGGAAACCAAACUUGCCAAGGAGAAGGCAGCUCGGUUGCGGAAUUUGGCCCGUAAGAAGAAGUCGCUAGGCAAGAAAAAGGCAAAAUCAAAGGGUAAAUAGACCAGGUAAGCGUUUCAGAUUUAUAUUCACAGAUUUAGAUAAUAUGGUUCAUGAAGAA
Molecule: messenger RNA, 2586 nt
Organism: Armigeres subalbatus
Lineage: Eukaryota; Metazoa; Arthropoda; Insecta; Diptera; Culicidae
Product: ATP-dependent RNA helicase DDX54
Exons: 3
Coding region: 153-2528 (791 amino acids)
Cellular component (GO): nucleus
Molecular function (GO): RNA binding; ATP binding; RNA helicase activity
Source: RefSeq, a predicted model, not a curated record